Molecule: messenger RNA, 393 nt
Organism: Trichosurus vulpecula (common brushtail)
Lineage: Eukaryota; Metazoa; Chordata; Mammalia; Diprotodontia; Phalangeridae
Product: ATP synthase F(0) complex subunit C2, mitochondrial-like
Exons: 1
Coding region: 1-393 (130 amino acids)
Biological process (GO): proton transmembrane transport; proton motive force-driven ATP synthesis
Molecular function (GO): proton transmembrane transporter activity
Source: RefSeq, a predicted model, not a curated record
AUGUAUGCCUGCACCAAGUUCAUCUCUACCCCUGCCCUUGUGAGGAGAAGCUCUCAGCUGCUGAGUAGACUGUUAUCUGCGGUGGCGUUAAAAUGCCCAGAGGUUCAGACAGAUGAGAACCUCAGCAUUUUGGCUGGAUCAGGUCCCUUGACUUCCCUUGUCCCCAGAUGUGGAUUCCAAACUAGUGCCAUCUCAAGGGACAUUGAACCAGCAGCCAAGUUCAUUGGGGCUGGGGCUGCCACUGUGGGGGUGGCCAGCUGUGGAGCUGGGAUUGGGACUGUGUUUGGAAGUCCCAUCAUUGGUUAUGCCAGGAAUGCUUCCCUGAAGCAACAGCUCUUUUCCUGUGCCAUCCUGGUCUUUGCCCUGUCUGAGACCAUGGGGCUCUUUGCCUGA